AGGAAAAAGCAAGAUGGCGUUCGAUGGAGAAGACGGUACCGUGUUUAUAAUUGUUAAGUGUUCUCAGCCAGUGCGUUCAUGUACACGCGCAUGUUGUUUAAUAAAGUAAAUAUCCUUCCUUUUUUUCCGGUGCCCGGAUACAUUAGUCUGAGCGCACUUCUCUUGCUAGUUAGCUUAGCUUGCUAGCAGCUAACAAAGAGACUCAAAGGUGAUCAACACGUCGCCGAGCAGAGAUCGAGUGUGAGCGUGGAAAUGUGUGAGAGAUCGAUAGCAGAGUGCGACGAGGAACCACUGGACGCCGUUUACAAGAAACGUCACAUUGCGUUACACGGAACAGACGUCCAGCAGACCCCCCAUGUUGAAGAAGAUCCACAUCCCCCUCAUGCAGAAGGGGAAGAGGAGGAUUCACAGAGCCCCCACUUUAAAGAGGAAGAGGAGGAGCUCUGGAUCACUCAGGAGGGAGAGUGUCUUCUAGGACAGGAGGAGGAUGAUCUCACCAAGUUUCCACUGACUGUUGUCUCUGUGAAGAUGGAAGAGUAUGAAGAGAAACCACCUGAGUCCUCACAGCUUCAUCACAGUCCAAACAUGCAGCAGCUGAUUGGUUAUCAAGAAGAACCUUCACCUCAGUUACUGGAGCAUCCACAGCCCCCCCACAUUAAAGAGGAAGAGGACACACUCUGGAUCACUCAGGAAGAAGAGUGUCUUUUAGGACAGGAGGAGGCGGACCUCACCCAUUUUCCACUGACUGUUGUCUGUGUGAAGACUGAAGACCCUGAAGACAAACUACCUGAGUCCUCACAGCUUCAUGGCAGUCCAAGUGAGGAGAACAGAGCCGUGGAACGUCCAAGCAGCAGCUCACCACAACACAUGACAACAGAGGCUGAGGGAGACCACUGUGAAAGCCUCUUAGCUCCAAUGUCAGAUAGUGACGACGCGUCAGACGUUAAUGCAAAUAUGGAACCACACAUAAAAACACAGGCAGGAGAAAAACCUUUCUGUUGUUCAGUUUGCGCAAAAGGCUUUUUGAAAAGCUCUCAUCUGAAGCAACACAUGCACACGCACACAGGAGAAAGGCCAUUCAGCUGUUCCGUUUGUCAUAAAAGAUUCUCUAACAAAAGUAACAGGCAAAACCACAUGAGAACGCACACAGGAGAAAAACCUUUCAGUUGUUCAGUUUGCAACAAAAGAUUCUCCAACAAAUGUAAUAUGGACAUACACCGCAUGAAAACGCACACGGGAGAAAAACCUUUCAGUUGUUCAGUGUGCGAUGAAAGAUUUUAUGACAAAUAUAACAUGCAGAUACACACGAGGAGACACACAGGAGAAGCUCCCUUUAUGUGUUCUGUUUGUGCAAAAAGCUUUAUUAGGAAAUAUAGUUUGACGCGCCACAUGCAGACGCACACUGAAGAGAAACCUUUCUGUUGCUCAGUUUGCGGUAAAGGAUUCUCCGUCAAAAAUACCAUGCAGAUACACAUGAGAAGACACACCGGAGAAAGACCUUUUAGUUGUUCAGUGUGCGAAAAGAGAUUCUUAUUAAGAAGCGACAUGAAAUCCCACAUGAGGAAACACACAGGCGAGCACCUCUAUAGUUGUUCGCUCUGUGCUAAAAGCUAUGUUAAAAAAUCUUUCUUGGUUCGACACAUGAGAGCGCACACAGGAGAAAAACCUUUCAGUUGUUCAGUGUGUGCUAAAAGAUACACCGACAAACGUCAUUUGCAAACACACUUGGGAACGCACACCGGAGAAUAACUUUUCCUUUUGGGAGUGCGGCAGAGUCCCUGCCGGUCUACUGCAGAGCUUCUCUAAAGUCUGGGUCUGUCCAGCGAAGCGCGUCAGUGCGGACCCGGCCAGGCCACUUUCUGGCAAAAUUCAAUGGCCAAAUCAACGUCAGAACCCGACACGUCGUCAAAAAGUGUGUCGUUCCAAUGUUACUUUUGACUUGCUCAACGUCAGGACCUAAUUCAACAAGUUGUUGUUGAAUUAACGUUGUUCCAAUGUCUUGUGCCUGUUGGGUAAGCUCAGCAAAUUGACUAAAGAAAAACUAUAUAUAUGCUCCAAUGAGACUUUGCACUUAUGUUUAUGUAAACAGCAAUAUGUAUUUCUUCACUAUUACCACGUGGCAGUAUAUGAUGUGCAAUAUAACGGUCUAGUAAGUACUGUGCCGUGUCACCAUUUCAUCACCUUAUCUUGUCAUCACAUGAACACAAUGUUGCCAUUAGAGAUGUCCGAUAAUGGCUUUUUUGCCGAUAUUCGGAUAUUGUCCAACUCUUAAUGACCGAUUCCGAUAUAAACUGAUACCGAUAUAUACAGUGGUGGAAUUAACACAUUAUUAUGCCUAAUUUUGUUGUGAUGCCCCACUGGAUGCAUUAAACAAUGUAACAAGGUUUUCCAAAAUAAAUCAACUCAAGUUAUGGAAAAAAGUGCCAACAUGGCACUGCCAUAUUUAUUAUUGAAGUCACAAAGUGCAUUAUUAUUCUUAACAUGCCUCAAAA
Entelurus aequoreus (snake pipefish) is the source of this 2492-nucleotide messenger RNA. Its product is annotated as gastrula zinc finger protein XlCGF57.1-like. Bases 253 to 1749 code for a protein of 498 amino acids. The transcript is spliced from 3 exons. Gene Ontology annotation, biological process: negative regulation of transcription by RNA polymerase II; regulation of immune system process; regulation of cytokine production. The record is from RefSeq and is a predicted model, not a curated record. NCBI's taxonomy places the organism in Eukaryota, Metazoa, Chordata, Actinopteri, Syngnathiformes, Syngnathidae.